This is a messenger RNA of Chenopodium quinoa (quinoa), 654 nucleotides long. Its product is annotated as histone H3.v1-like. NCBI's taxonomy places the organism in Eukaryota, Viridiplantae, Streptophyta, Magnoliopsida, Caryophyllales, Amaranthaceae. The transcript is spliced from 2 exons. Bases 1 to 654 code for a protein of 217 amino acids. The record is from RefSeq and is a predicted model, not a curated record.
AUGGCACAUGAACCUCACUACAACAUCAAUCCUGCGUUUAUUGUUCAGGAGGAUUCCCUGAAAAAACUGAAUUUGAAUGUUGUAAAUGGUACUCUAUGCUUUCUGUCUAAGGCUAAGAAUGCUCCUUGUGAAAAGGAGAAAGAAGUACUUAGUGAGGAUGAGGAGGAUUCUGUUGAGGGGGAAGCUGAGAGUGAGGACUCAGAAAAGGAGAAAGAAGAGGAACAAGAUGAUUCUGAUGAGGGAGAAGAAGAGGAAGAGAAGGAAGUAGCUGAGGGCGAAACUGAAGAGGGUAAUGCAGUGCCUAUACAAGCCCAAGUUGAUGAUGUUGGAACUGAGUCUGAGGACUCUGGCAGUGAUGAACAGGAGAUAAUAAUGAAAGAUCAACGCAAGAAAAGAGGGUUGCCUAAGGGUUGGACUUCGGUUCCUGCUAAAAGUUUAGAAGUUCAAGGUGUGACACAGGGGCUGGUGGACUUAAAAAAGGAUGUAGCUGAUUUGAAGGAAAAGGUACUGUCAUGGGAAGCAAAGAUGGAAGACUUACUCAAGAAUGCUGUCACCUCUCAUACGGUAGCUAUUGAACAAAGCAAUGCAAGAACUCUUGAGUCUGUCAGGGAGCUUGGUUUUCAGUGUGUAGAGGAGGAAGUUCCAGAUUCUUAA